AUGCAGCCAAAAGUUUCAACCCCGAAGUUGGUUGUUAGCACAAAUCCUCGUCAGGAGACUUCACGAAUACCGUCUAAGCUUUUAAUCCAAAAAUCAAAGCCACGAUCAAGAAAUGCGCGUCGAAAAAAUGUAUAUAUCCCUACGACUCUAACAGUCGCAACUCUUUCGAAGGUAUUGAAGGUUAAAUUAGAUUUCUUGCUAUCGAAAAUGCGACAAGUUGGAAUGACACAAGAAGCGACCUAUGAUUAUAUUCUUACAUCCGACUACGCAAUGUUGUUGGCGGACGAGCUCGGUUAUAACCCCAUUGUAGACGACGAAGCUGCCUUUGACAUACAUGCACCCCCUCCUCAUCCUAACCCUUCUUCGUUGCCCCCACGCCCACCAAUCGUGACAAUCAUGGGGCACGUCGAUCACGGCAAAACCACCCUUUUAGAUACUUUGCGCUCAGCAUCUGUUGCCAAAGGUGAAGCUGGGGGUAUAACUCAGCACAUUGGAGCCUUUUCUGUACCUGUGUCCCAAAAUGCUAAUUCUGUGACUGGGUCUCAGACCAUUACGUUUUUGGAUACUCCAGGACACGCGGCAUUUUCUGCCAUGCGUGCUCGAGGUGCAGAUGUCACGGACAUAGUUGUAUUGGUUGUUGCUGCGGAUGACGGGAUUAUGCCUCAGACAAGGGAAGUUAUUAAUCUGUUGAAGAGAGAAGGUAGUCACGUCAGCUUAGUGGUGGCCAUCAAUAAAGUUGAUAAACCAGGGGCGGAUGUGGAAUCGGUUAAACGAGCUCUCAUGGUAGAGGGAAUUCAGUUGGAAGAGUUCGGUGGAGACAUCCCAUCCGUCGAGGUAUCUGGCUUAACUGGCCAUGGUUUGCCUGAAUUGGUCGAAACUCUUUCAGCAGUAGCGGAGAUGCAGGAUCUUAGGGCAGAACAAGAUGGUCCCGUCUUUGGUCACAUUCUUGAAUCAAACUUUAACAAAGGAAUAGGACCUGUUGCAACUGUCCUAGUUCAGAGGGGCUGCUUGAAAGUUGGAGCUCGUGUAAUUAGCGGGCUUUCUCAGGGGAAAGUUCGUCUUAUGAUGGACUCGAAUGGCAAGUCAGUGAAGGUUGCAAUACCUGGAAUGGCCGUCACCGUCAGCGGGUGGAAGACAUUACCGAAAGCCGGUGACGAGAUUCUGGAGGGCUCCGAAGCUGACAUCAAGAAAGCCCUCGCUAACCGUGUUACAAUGGCCGAGAAGGAGGCUUUGCAUGAGGAUGUUGAAGCUAUCAAUUCAUCUCGGAAGCUUGAUCGUGAUGCACGUGCAGCUGCAGCUGCAGCUGAGGCAGAGAGUCGUCACCUUGCUCGCGAUAAUGCACUUACUGAACCCGAAACUGGUCCUAAGGAGCUGAAACUCAUUAUCAAGGCUGAUGUCAGUGGCAGUAGUGAAGCUCUCGAAGGAGCUUUGGAUAGCAUUGGGAACAGCAUCGCAAUCUCAAAGGUGAUGUCGACAGGUGUCGGUGACAUCACGGAGUCCGACGUUAUGAUGGCUAAAGUUGCAAAUGCAAUUAUUGUCGGAUUCUCUGUGUCUGCUCCUCGCAUAGUUCAGAACUUGGCAGCGCAAAAUGGGGUUCAAAUAUUCACUUCCAAUAUUAUCUACAGGCUUGUGGAAGAUAUCCGAGAGCGCGUCAUUUCAAUGUUGCCCAAGAUCAUAGAAACUAAAGUCGUCGGAGAGGCAACAGUCCUUCAGAUAUUCGAAAUUCAACUCAAGUCCAAGCAAAUGGCAAAAGUUGCUGGAUGCCGUGUCACAAACGGAAAUGUGGAAAAGCAGAAGUACGCGCGAGUUGUACGAGAUGGAGAAAUCGUUUAUGAAGGAUCGUUGGAUACUAUGCGUCACCUUAAGAAAGAAAUCACAGAGGCUCGCAAAGGCAUGGAGUGUGGGCUGAGUCUCAAAGAUUUCUCUGACCUACGGGAAGGAGACAUGAUUCAGAUGUACGAGAAGAUUGAAAAACCUGGGAUUCUAUAA
Messenger RNA from Psilocybe cubensis, 1989 nucleotides. RefSeq lists its product as uncharacterized. The coding region runs from base 1 to 1989 and encodes 662 amino acids. The transcript is spliced from 8 exons. Gene Ontology annotation, biological process: translational initiation. Lineage: Eukaryota; Fungi; Basidiomycota; Agaricomycetes; Agaricales; Agrocybaceae. Gene Ontology annotation, molecular function: GTP binding; translation initiation factor activity; GTPase activity. The record is from RefSeq and is a predicted model, not a curated record.